AUGCGAAGUCAUGCUCGCAUGUGUUCGUCUCGAGGACCAGCACUGAGAGCAGAUGAACCUCAGAGCUCAUCAUCCAGCUGGGGUCAUCGGAAGUCAAAUCUGCAGCUGGCUUCCUUUCACAUCUCUCGCUUUCUCUCUCUCUCUCUCUCUCUCUCUCUCUCUCUCUCUCUCUCUCUCUCUCUUCCUCCUCUGAGAGUCUAUCUUUCUGAAUAUCUCUCUGAGACUGUCUCUCUGAAUUGCUCUGUCAGAUCACAUUCUCUCUCACUCUCUGUAAAUCUCUCUCUCUCUCUCUCUCUCUCUCUCUCUCUCUCUCUCUCUCUCUCUCUCUCUCUCUUUCGAAACUCUUUCUAUCUCAGUGAAUCUCUCUUUCUCCGAAUCUCUCUCUGUCUCUCUCUGUCUCUCUCUCAUUCUCUCUCAUGUACUUCUCUCUCUCUCACUCUCUCUCUCUCCUUCUUUCUCUCUCUCUGA
Messenger RNA from Acanthosepion pharaonis, 468 nucleotides. The record is from the annotation of a GenBank genome assembly. NCBI's taxonomy places the organism in Eukaryota, Metazoa, Mollusca, Cephalopoda, Sepiida, Sepiidae.